AUGCAGCUGACACAAAACAAUGACAUGAUGACCUCCUUGAAGCACUGUAAACUUGACAUCGACCUUGAGAUUUGUUAUGUUUUUCUCAGAGGUGUUUAUGUGUUUUGGGUUUUCACCUUUCAGGAAACCGAUCCGAUAGACAUUUUAUGGCUUCAGGAUAUUGACCUUGGAGCUGGGCGAGAAGAUUUUGAGAGUCGCCAGCAUCUCAAAGACCAUGAGGAAGUUUGGGAAUCCUUGGGUGAUAACUCAGAAAGUGAAGAAGUGGAACACAGGCUGCAAGUGGAUGGGGAGACUGGAGAGAAUGUACCUCAAGAGGGUCAGACUGCUAUGUCAUUGGCAGAAUGCCUGAGUCUCCUGGAUGACACUUUUCAGUUUGAUUCUCCAGAGUUUCCAGCUCCUGACCCAACAAAUAUAUUGGAUACAGAGCCAGACCAGACAGAUUUACAACAAACAGAUGGCUUGCUGUCCCCAUUUCUCCCAGAUAUUGAGACCCCUCUGGACUUGGAGGAGCAAUGGCAGGACCUAAUGUCACUCAUGGAUAUGCAGCCCAUGGACAUGAACAGUUCAGCUGAGGACCCCUUGUAUCUGAGCAUGGACCCAUCACUCCAGCAGAAUGAAGACAUCCACCAAACCGCUUUUCAGGGUUGUUCUCAAAAUAUGUCUCUCUACAGUCCCACCAUAGAGAAUUUUCCUAUCCCUGAAUCCCCACUGCUUCAGCUCUCCUCUCAUAACUCCACUGACCUGAAUUCCACUUUUGGUUUUACAAAUUUUUCUGGAAUUCUGUUUCCUUCACUGCAAAAUAGUACAGCUAAUGUAACAGCCACUAAUGUCCUGCAAGAUCCACUUAGUGGAAUCUUGGAUGAAGCUUUGCUGGAUGAAAUUAGCCUUAUGGAGCUAGCAAUGGAGGAAGGAUUCAGCCAAAUGCAAGCCUCACAGCUUAAAGAAGAACUAGAUUCAGAUUCUGGUCUAUCUCUGGAUUCUCACCGUAGUCCAGUGUCUCCUAGUGGGUCUGAGACAUCAUCUUCCUCUUCUUCCUGCUCAUCCUCUUCCUCUUUCUCUGAAGAAGGAGCAGUAGGAUACAGUUCUGAUUCUGAGAUGGUGGAGCCUGAGGAGUCAGAAGAAUCCAUUGAUUACCAGCCGGAAUACAGCAAGUUCUGCCGAAUGAGCUCUGAGGACCCUAGCCGAUUUCAGCGCUUGCUAUUUCUUGAGCAUGUUGGGCACAAUCAUACUUACAAUAUGGUUCCUGAAGAGCCAGAGGAGCAACCGCAACCUGCAGUGGCAAGAGGCAACAGAAGAACUUCAGGGUUUGAAGACAGUCAAGCAGGAAGAGAUGAGCAAAGGGCAAGAGCUAUGAAAAUUCCUUUUAGUAAUGAUAAGAUUAUUAACAUGCCUGUAGAGGAAUUUAAUGAGCUGCUGACCAAGUACCAACUUACUGAGGCACAGCUUUGCUUAGUGCGAGAUAUUCGCAGGCGAGGAAAGAACAAGAUGGCAGCUCAGAACUGCCGCAAGAGAAAACUGGACACAAUUUUGAACCUGGAACAAGAGGUGAAGCGUUUAAGUCGACAACGUAACUCUCAGUUAAGAGAAAAAGGAGAAAACUUGAGAUCACUCCAGAGAAUGAAGCAGGAAGUAGAAAGCCUUUAUCAGGAAGUGUUUAGCCAGCUUAGAGAUCAGGAAGGGCGGCCAUACUCUCCUCAAGGAUAUGCCUUACACUACACCAACAAUGACAACAUAGUACUCAUGCCACGCAAUGCAGAGGGCCAACAAAGCCGACGUUCAGAGAGGAAGGACCGGAGGAAGUGAUGUAUCUGUAUUUGAACUCUGGAAUCUUACAGGACAGCGGGUGUGGGCUGUGCUUUCAUUCAGGCCUUUGUAUCAAACCUUUCACAUAAGACUGACCCCAUUAAGUGAUGAGGUAGAUGUCGACACAUAUUGAGGGCCAAGGGCUUUGUCCUGUCUGUAUCUGAGCCCUAGUCUGUCCAGGAAUGAGGAGGAGGCCAGCUGGGCCUGCGGACAGAAGAAUGCCCAGGCAACAUAAGCUUCAGCUGAUAAAGGGAGGUUGAAAACCAUUUUCCUUUUAGUUCUUGAUCCUAUAAUGUCUAAAAUUGUAGGUAACAAUGUCAGGAAUUGAAGAGUUAGUUUGCAUGGGAGCCCAGCUUGUCCUUCUGAAUGGACAUUUGGGCACAGUGGUGUAGGAUUGUCUCUGUAG
Messenger RNA from Nanorana parkeri, 2209 nucleotides. RefSeq names its product nuclear factor erythroid 2-related factor 1-like. Bases 1 to 1803 code for a protein of 600 amino acids. Gene Ontology annotation, cellular component: nucleus. Gene Ontology annotation, molecular function: DNA-binding transcription factor activity, RNA polymerase II-specific; RNA polymerase II cis-regulatory region sequence-specific DNA binding. NCBI's taxonomy places the organism in Eukaryota, Metazoa, Chordata, Amphibia, Anura, Dicroglossidae. Gene Ontology annotation, biological process: regulation of transcription by RNA polymerase II. The transcript has 5 exons. The record is from RefSeq and is a predicted model, not a curated record.